CAUUUUACCGAUAAGAUGGCUCCUUUGGGAAAACUGUUUUUAUUUGUGGUCCUGUGCAUUCACGUUUCAGAUGCAUACGUCGAGGUCAAAAGUUGUAGUGAGUGUUACCAUGGCUCAUGUCAGUACUACAGUUCAAAUCAUUAUCAUUGCUAUUGUAAUACUUAUAAUGCCGGACCAGGGUGUCGGAACGAUUUGAUACCUCAUCGAUUAAUUGGAGGUCAAGGUAAUUUUGAAGGAGUGUUAGACUUUAAAUAUAAUGGCAUUUCGGGAACAUUCUGUAGAGGGAGUUCUUUCACGAACCAAGAUGCGACUGUUGUAUGUAAAAUGAAAGGUUUUUCAACCGGAGUGGUAGUAGAUGGGUUUCGCUAUGGACAGUUGAACUACGGAACUACAUGGACAGGAAAUAUGGGGUGUUUGGGAACGGAAACUGACAUACGAUCUUGCCCACGAUUUGCCCAAUCAAUAGGACACAAUACAGCUUGCAAUCAUAAUAACUCUGUCGGAAUAAUAUGCAGCAAUCACACAUCGGUUCGACUGGUUGGCAAUACACUUCCGUCAGAGGGUCGAGUAGAGGUUCAUCAUAAUGGUGUUUGGGGGACAGUAUGUGGGGCUCAUUUUACACAAAACGAUGCCAAUGUUCUUUGCCAUAUGCUUGGAUUUAAUAAAAACGCCUUGAGCAUACAUAGGAAUGUUACAGGAGGGCAAGGGCCAGUUUGGUUAAACACUUUGGGCUGCUCUGGUAGUGAAGCAGAUAUUGAGUAUUGUAGUCAUGGAAGCUGGGAUAAUCAUACUUGUAGCCAUACCAAUGACGUAUCAAUAAAAUGCGAGGCUACAAAAGUUCGCCUUUUCGGUGGCUCGGGAGAUUGGGAUGGAACAUUGGAAAUAAAUUACGAGGGAAGUUGGCGAACAGUUUGUGAUCCAGACUUUGGACAGAACGAAGCACGUGUUGUAUGUAACAUGCUCGGAUACAAUUUAACUGACGUGAAACAUUACGUAUAUCAGUCCAAUUACUUUGGUGACACUAAAACUGGCUUUCUUGAUCAAGUUAAAUGUGUCGGAAAUGAAAAGGACAUAACUCAGUGUGUGUCUUCUUACCAGACCACGUGCUCGGCCUCAAAUGCAGUUGGUUUGAAAUGUGAUGGAAUACAAGUUCGUCUUGCUGAUGGUCCACAUAAAGGUAUUGGACGUAUAGAAGUGUUACAUAAUGGACAGUGGGGCUCAGUUUGUGAUACAAAUUGGGAUGAUAAUGACGCUGUUGUUAUUUGCAAAAUGCUCUCCUCAUAUCCCUUUGAGAGUCAAGUAACAGCAAAAGCGGUAUCCGGGUCAUUAUUUGGAAGAGGCAAUGGACGUGUUUGGUUGUCGGACGUACAAUGUACAGGAAAUGAGGCAGACAUUUCGAACUGUUCUAUGUCGUGGUCGAGUGGUGUUAAUUGUGACCAUUCCAAUGAUGCUGGGGUAAUAUGUGACUAUCCAUUACAAAAAAGACUAGCAGAUGGACGAUCAAAGUCGCAAGGUCGUGUGGAAUUUCUCGAGUCUGGAACAUGGUAUUCGUAUUGUGAUGACGGUUGGAACAAAAGCGAUGCUAGAGUCAUAUGUAGGGAAAUCGGAUACUGGAACACAGAUCCUGUCGUAAGCUACAACUCUACAUAUGGAAAGGGUAGAACAACUUAUCUUGUAAGACCAAAAUGUGAUGGCAGUGAAGGUAGUUUUGAGAUGUGCAGAAUGGACAAGUUAUUCAAAAGUUCAACAUGCUCUGUCUCAAAUAGUGUAGGCGUUGAAUGUAAACCAGUUUCUGCUGAUCAUUCUAACGUGCGAAUUGUAGACGGUCCCGGGCCAUGGCUAGGGAGACUUGAAGUUAAGUCUAAUAAUGCGUGGGGAAGUUUUUGUUAUGAUUCCUGGGAUCCUUCCAAUGCAUUGAGAGCGUGUGAAUCAAUGGGAUUUAAAUAUUUGAGCUCGGAUGCGUCAAGUUUUGGAACAGGGCGCGGUCUAUCACCAAUGCAUAUUAAGUCAUUAACUUGCAAUCCGUCAGAUCAGAACAUUGGACUGUGUACAGCAGAUUUCAAUGUAAGCGAUUGUGAACGAACAAAUUCAAAAGCUGUCGGGAUUGAUUGCUCAGGCGGAAUCAAUGCAACCUUGUCUAAUACAUACUCUGGCGAAGUUAUUUUUCAAACGCUGGAAAAUGGAACACUGAAGCAGUGGUCAGUUUGUUAUGACACAAUAGAUAAGAAUGCUGCAAAGACGAUUUGCUCGAUGGUUGGAUAUCAUAAUACAAGUCCAAAGGUUUCUGUGAUCUCCUCAAGCAAUCCUGUAUUAUUCACUAAUGUGUCGUGUGCUGGUAAGGAAUCACAUCUGCUACAGUGUGACACAAUACGGACGGGGCCAACCUGUGCUAGGAAAGCUGCAGUAAAUUGCUUUGACUGUGUAACAACUUACAAUACAGAUCAUGGCAAUGUUCUGUCGCAAGGUUAUCCAAACUAUCAACCUAACACCGACUGUCUAAUUGUUAUUAAAAAACAACCAGGAACUCCACUCAAACUUGAAUUUCACGACCUUGAUCUUGCUGGAGACGGUGACUUUGUCGAGGUUAAAGACGACAUCGGAAAACAGCUCGGAUAUUUUACCACGAAUGUUGACGUUCCUUUCUUAGCUUCCAGAGAUGGUUUUAUUAUUCGAUUUAAUUCGAACAAUGCCAGUAAUGCGAAAGGAUUCAAUGUAUCAUGGAGCCCAUUAGCUAUAACAGACGCUGUUCACAUGGGAUGUGCUUCAAAGGGCUGGAAUGUCACUGUCAACUCUACCAUCCUCAGACAUCUUUAUCCAGACACUGGAGUGUCACAAAUUAAGCUCGCCGAACAAUUCUGUACUGGCGAAAUCCUUGGAGAUCUAGUUGUGUUCACGCAAAGCUACACAAAAUGUUCCACAACAACACAGUCUAACAAUGAGACCUUGAUGUAUUUCAAUCAUUUGGUAUACCCAGAGUCAAGAACGCCAUUUCCUGUCAUCGUCCGUGGAUAUAGAUGGAAGGUUGCUGUUCAAUGCGAUGUGUCAAGAGUGGAGGAGGUUUCUAAUAACUUCAAACCCAACCGUACAAUUAUAAAUGAGAACCAGCAUGUCAGUUCGUCUUCUCACUAUAAGUCGGAUGUUUUUUUCUUCUCUGAUGGAACAUUCUACCAGCAAAUCUUUGGAAAUCCAAUUUCGUUAAAAACAGGUGAUAACGUGUACGUCUCGGUGAAGAUGAACUCUGACGAUGUGCAGGUGAAGAUGCGACUUCAUACAUGUUACACAAAGCCGGAUCCAAAUGCUGAUGCAACACUGACGUAUCCAUUAAUAGAAAACGGGUGUGUGACUGACCCAGAUACGCAUAUUCUCUCUCAAGGGACACACGAAACUCGUUUUGUGUUUAACGCUUUCGAAUUUCCGAAAAGUCAUAACAGCGUGUAUAUAUUCUGUAACUCGACGUUCUGCAAGACUACGGACACAAGUGAGAGAUGUACACAAGUUUGCCAUGGCUCACCGGCACUGGUUGGACGUUCUCUUUGGUCUUUGGAGUACUACACUGACCACUUCAAGCGACUGUUGAACUUUGGCAAAUAUGGAUACAUCAAGCUUUUUAAACUUUAA
Messenger RNA from Ruditapes philippinarum (Manila clam), 3618 nucleotides. RefSeq names its product deleted in malignant brain tumors 1 protein-like. Lineage: Eukaryota; Metazoa; Mollusca; Bivalvia; Venerida; Veneridae. Bases 16 to 3618 code for a protein of 1200 amino acids. The record is from RefSeq and is a predicted model, not a curated record. The transcript has 24 exons. Gene Ontology annotation, cellular component: membrane.